AUGGCGCCAUCAGUGACGGUUCCAGUUUCCAGUCCGGAUGAGGAGACAAUCUUUCCGUCAAAACUGGGACCCGAGUAUGUCGGAUUCGAUCAUAUAACAUGGUACGUGGGCAACGCAAGACAGGCUGCCUCGUACUAUAUCGCGCGCAUGGGAUUCAAGCAGAUCGCAUAUAGAGGGCCUGAGACAGGUUCCCGCAGCAUCGCUUCCUAUGUUGUCUCCAACGGCAAGGCGACUUUUGUCCUUACAUCGCCCGUUCGUGCAGCACCAGGUAUUGGCAAGGACAACGAUGUUCCCGAAGCGGAGAAGGGUCUGUUGAAGGAAAUCCAUGAGCACCUGACAGUCCAUGGCGACGGCGUCAAGGAUGUUGCCUUUCAAAUACACGGGGAUGUCGAAACUGUUUGGAAGAAGGCAGUCGACAAUGGUGCCGUUUCAAUCAGCUCUCCGACGACAAUGAAGGGCGAUGAACACGAUCACGGUCAGGUUGUCAUUGCAACGAUUGGCACAUACGGCGAUACAGUCCAUUCUCUUAUCAACCGUCAACGCUAUUCUGGGCCGUUCCUUCCCGGCUAUCGAGCCAUUACUGCUGACGAUCCGGUCAACAAAUAUCUUCCAAAGAUCGAACUCAUCGAAAUCGACCACUGUGUCGGUAAUCAGCCCUGGGCUGGGCUUGACAAAGCUGUGCAAUAUUACGAAGAGUGCCUCGAUUUCCACCGCUAUUGGACAGUGGAUGACAAGAAUAUGUGUACGGAAUAUUCCGCAAUGCGUUCGAUCGUCGUCGCAUCGCCCAAUGAAGUGAUCAAAAUGCCAAUGAAUGAGCCUGCUGAGGGAAAGAAGAAGUCACAGAUCGAAGAGUUCGUUGACUUCUAUAACGGCUCCGGAGUCCAGCACAUCGCCUUUCGUACACACGACAUUGUUACGGCCGUGACUCACCUCAGAGAGCGGGGUGUCUCCUUCCUUGACGUACCGGAAGUAUACUACGCCGACUUGCGCGAACGGUUAGCCAAGAAUGAUAUGAAGCUCAACGAAGACAUCGACAUCUUGCAGAAACUCAACAUCCUCGUCGACUUUGACGAGAAUGGGUACCUGCUUCAAAUCUUCGCCAAACACGUCGUGGACCGUCCCACGGUUUUCAUCGAGAUCAUCCAGCGCAAUAACUUUGACGGAUUUGGUGCUGGCAACUUCAAGAGUCUCUUCGAGGCUUUUGAGAGAGAUCAGGCUCUUCGAGGGAACCUCUAG
Paecilomyces variotii is the source of this 1236-nucleotide messenger RNA. RefSeq names its product 4-hydroxyphenylpyruvate dioxygenase. The transcript has 3 exons. Gene Ontology annotation, biological process: L-tyrosine catabolic process. Gene Ontology annotation, molecular function: 4-hydroxyphenylpyruvate dioxygenase activity. Bases 1 to 1236 code for a protein of 411 amino acids. Lineage: Eukaryota; Fungi; Ascomycota; Eurotiomycetes; Eurotiales; Thermoascaceae. The record is from RefSeq and is a predicted model, not a curated record.